UUUAGCCAGCGCCUGUGACACGGUGACACCACCUCCGAGUCCAUGUGCGGCCCAGUCUCCACUCGCGAUGGGCAAGCCUAGCGAAGGGUGCGGUACCUGUCGUGCGAGAAAAGUCAAGUGUGACGAAGCCAGACCAGUCUGCGGCCGUUGCAGAAAAGCCAAGCGGACCUGUUCCGGAUAUCGAGACCCGCUCUCGCUAUGGUUUCGAGAUGAAAGCGAGUCAGUAGCCCGAAGAGUCAAGGGAUCUGCCAACAAAGCCACAGGCCCCCCACCAGCAGAGCCUCCGGUUUUGACGGUAGCCAGAAAGAAGAUUACCCCUGAGGCUUAUCUGGGGCACCACAGUCGACAGUCCCCUAUUCCGAUAGUUAACUUUGUAUUGGACCAUACCUUCCAAGGGACAUGUUUCUUUCUCAACACCUAUACCUGGUUCGAUGCUUCCAGUGUGGUGAGAAGCUCUCUUCAACGUGGCAGCGGGCCUGCUGAAUCCCUUGGCGAGAAAGCCAUGAUGGCUGGUGUCGCAUCGGUGGGCUUGGCAAAUCUUGCAAGCCUCCAUAGGUCACCUUCGUUGCGACUGUCUGCCCGGCACGAGUACGCCACAGCUCUGCAGCUGACAAACGCAGCUUUAUGCGACCCUGUGCUGGUUAGGGCAGACACAACGCUCACUGCCAUCGUUUGUUUAUCGCUGUUCGAGAUUGUCGCCUGUGAGAGAGACGAAAGCCUGGAAUCAUGGAUCGAACACUCACAGGGGGUUGCGACUCUCCUUGAACUGCGCGGUAGCGAGCAGCUUCUGCGCGAAAGCGGUUUCUGGAUGUUCCAAGCUCUUAGAAAUCAGGUGCUCAUCGGUUGCCUACAAAAGAAGACAAGGCUCCCCCCUGUCCUGGUCGACAUGCCUGAUCGGAUAGCUGCCAGUCUGCAGACGCACCCCUUUCCAGUCGACGGGGAUCGACUAGUGAAGGUCGUGGCCAAAUUCUCGGAGCUGCAGGCUGAUAUCAGAGAGGGGAUCAUCUCGGAUAGCACUGAGAUAAUAUCAAUUGCCAUGAUGAUAGAUUCGGAGCUCGCACAUUAUGCUAGCACUGUCUCGGCGGAAUUUUCCUAUGCGACAGGCACCUGGCCCGACGAUGUGAUAUCCCGUGAGAAAGACGAGCAUAACUUUACUCACUUCCAAGGGUCCUACCACAUUUACCAGUCCACCUGGGCCUGCAAUGUUUGGAAUAACUAUCGCUACAUUCGGAUCCUCGUCAAUAAUGUGAUUCUUAAGCAUCUGGGGUCCAUGGCGCGGAAGUCUCAAUGGGGUGUGGAACAUGGCAGCUUCAAGGACCAAUAUGUGCGGAUUCGCGGCCUGACGAGACAGCUAGCAACUGACAUCUGCUGCUCCGUCCCAUACAAGUUCGGAGUUGCUGGCCGUGCCGAGAAGAAUGUGGUUGACUCUGUGACAAGCCAUGCCGGUACGGGAUUCACUUUACUUCUGCCGCUCUUUGUGGCCGCGCUUGUUGACGGAGCCCUGAGCCCGAUCCAUGACUGGGCCAUGAGAUGCUUCAACAUCAUUGGUCGGGAAAUGGGGAUUGACACUGCUCUAACCCUCAUCAAACUCUUGGAGAGCCGGACUGACGCGAUAGCGACUGGCGAGGCAGCUUGGCCAUGGGACGCGUCAGCAUGAACUUUUACAGGAAGUGUCACUGAGCGGGAGGGCUGUGCGGAUCAAACCACUGGACACUCCAAUGAUUCUGAUAUAGAGAUUCAGUGUAGAUAUAAUGCUGCAUUGUAUGCUGGUCCACUCCACGAAAAUACCAGUGGCAGGGAAUCCGAAGAGACGCCUGAGGCCGCUUUCUAGAGUCACGUGGCACACUAUUCCGGAGCCCAUAAAAAGUCGUUUCUUUCC
This is a messenger RNA of Aspergillus sclerotioniger CBS 115572, 1879 nucleotides long. RefSeq names its product Zn(II)2Cys6 transcription factor. The record is from RefSeq and is a predicted model, not a curated record. Lineage: Eukaryota; Fungi; Ascomycota; Eurotiomycetes; Eurotiales; Aspergillaceae. The transcript is spliced from 4 exons. Gene Ontology annotation, molecular function: DNA-binding transcription factor activity, RNA polymerase II-specific; zinc ion binding. Bases 68 to 1657 code for a protein of 529 amino acids. Gene Ontology annotation, biological process: regulation of DNA-templated transcription.